This is a messenger RNA of Xenia sp. Carnegie-2017, 3489 nucleotides long. RefSeq lists its product as uncharacterized. Gene Ontology annotation, molecular function: calcium ion binding; protein binding. Bases 120 to 3290 code for a protein of 1056 amino acids. The transcript is spliced from 21 exons. Lineage: Eukaryota; Metazoa; Cnidaria; Anthozoa; Malacalcyonacea; Xeniidae. The record is from RefSeq and is a predicted model, not a curated record.
CCAAGUUUUAACUUGUGUCGUAAUGACAUUGCACAUAAAAGGGAGAUUUUCACAAAUUCCAUUCAGAAAGCCUCUUGCUACCUGAGGACAACAUACAAGGCAAAAAGGAUAAAGUCGAAAUGUGGAACGGAAUUCUUCUGUUGAUGCUGGUCUCAGCAAAUCUUCAAUCAUCUACAGCAACCAUCGAGCAAAGUUUUGGAAAGAUCAACCUGACAGAAUAUUCAUCGGAUGGUUUCAACUGUACCCUUGUUUCAUUUUCAAAAACAUUUCAAAGUAAUGGCAGUGUCAGGGUGUUUUCAUCAAUGAGCCGCGAAGCUCAACCAGACAAGAAAAACGAAGCGCUUGUUUCAGUUAUUACUGCUGUUAAUCGAAGUUUUUUUUCCCUUUGUGUGAUGGAACCUGCCCAAACCAGUGGAAAUACAACUCUCAACUGGUUUGCUAUCAAUGACAACAACAAUCUCCCAUUGGGAAUUUCAUCAGGAAGUCUCUCUUACAAGCUUUUCACAAGUGGAAACUCGUGCAGUGACGUAAAAUUUUCAAGUAUCUUUGAAUUACCACCUAAAGUUCUCAUCAGUAUCCGCUCUUCAUCAAAUCCCUUCAAUCAAAAAGAUAUGAUGUCCGCCUGGACAGAAAGUGUAACAGAAUCUGAAUUUCGUGUUUGUCUGAGAGAAAUGACGUCAUUCUCUGGUUCACAUGAAAAUUUACACAUUGAUUGGAUUGCCAUGGAGAAUAAAGUCAGUGCAAACAUGACAGAUCUUGAUUCAAUUGUCUUCUCAAAUAAAAAUCAUCCUACCUCAGAAAACAACUAUGCUUACUGCAAGGUCAGAAAAUUCAAAAAAAAAUUCUAUGCACCACCAACUGUUCUCGUGACGGCGCGCCGAGGAAUGAAAUCUAAAUCCAAAACACUGACAGACCAAAACAUUGUCACGUGGAUCAAGAAUAUAAACACCACAGUAUUUGAAGUUUGCAUCAAAGAUCUACCCGGAAUAAGCGGCAAACACGAGCCAAUCACAGUGGACUACGCCGCCAUAGGAGACAUUGAUCCAUGUCUUGAUGUCGUUUGUGAAAAAUUUGGUGUCUGUCGUGCAUUUGGACCGUACGAUCCAAGAUGUGUUUGUGUGACGGAUUGUCCGACCUUGGAGCAAAACGUUUGCGCUUCAAACGGCAGAAGUUUUGAUAAUCUCUGCUUAUUCAAACUAGAGGUUUGUCGAACAAAAGCAAACUACACAUAUUAUCAUCAUGGAAGUUGUCGAGGUUUUCCGAUGACUAGAGGUCGCAAACGUGUCAGAGAAGUCCCACAGUGGUCAGAAUCACAUUGUCAAACAAUAAAAUUCGAGCCUCUCACCUUUUACCCAGAUAAAUCAGUGCACGUGCAAGUAAGCGUUAGUCACGUGAACGACACGAAGGAAGUUCAUGAUGCAGCAGUGGCAUGGGUCGAAGAUGUAACUCAAGAUAACUUCACAUUUUGUGUGAUGGAAUCAGGAAGAAAUGAAGGUCCACCACACGGUACUGCUACCGUCGAAUACAUGGCUUAUCAAGGUGCGCCGAGUGGGGGACUGGCAGGAGUUGUUUCCAUUCCAAAAUGGUGGACUGGAACUAAAUGUCAAAAAGUCGAUAUUUCUACGGGUUCGUUUUUAGAAACACCAACUAUCUUAGCAACAGCAGAACAUCGUCGUCUCAGUCUUAAACAUGAUGCUGCUUCAGUGUGGUUGGAGGAUGUCACAAAUUCAUCUUUCAAAGUUUGUUUACGUGAGUUACAAAACUUUGAUGGACAACAUCAAGAUAUUUAUGUGAACUGGUUGGCGUUUGCGACUCUAGAACAACCAGUGUUCACAGAACAUGGCGAAAGUUAUUUUGCAAAAACCACUCUAGACCCGUUGUCAACGUACAACUACGCACAAUGUCAGAACGUUAGUUUUCAGGCAAAUUAUAUCGAUCCACCAACAGUAUUAGUUUCACCCAAACACAACACGUCAAAUAACAACGUGGAUCCAAAAUACAACGCGAUAACAGCAUGGUUAGAGACGAUAACGACAUCUUCGUUCAAACUAUGUUUCAAAGAAUUGCACAAUAAAAAUGGCUACGACGCAGUCACCAUUUCGCAUGUCGUUCUUAAAGACAUCUGUGAUCCCGAGUGGGUCUACUUUAAAGGAUACUGUUACAAAAAAAUCUCCACAUGUGAAAAUUGGACAAAUGCAUCAAGAAAAUGUACAAAUAAAAAAUCUAACCUUGUGGGAAUAAAUGGUCCUGAAGAGGAUGUUUUUGUUCAACAUCUUCACAAUGGUAAACCAUCAUGGAUAGGAUUAAACGAUAAAUUAAACGAAGGAGUGUAUUUAUGGAUAAAUGGUGGUACAAUGAAUUAUACGAACUGGGCACCAGGAGUUUCAACACCUCAAAGCAAAGCUAAAGAUUGUGUACAAGGAACAGGACGAAACUCAAAAUAUCAUUGGGAAUCAGCUUCAUGUGACGAAUGUAAAAAUUACACAUGCCAAAAAGAUUAUGACGAGUGUGGAGAAAAUAUGCAUACUUGUCACUCAAACGCAGAUUGCGUUAACACAGUUGGUUCGUAUAAAUGUCGAUGUCGAAGUGGUUACACAGGCAAUGGACAUCAAUGUACAGAUUUUGACGAAUGUUCAAAUGGAUCUCACACUUGCCAAGAAAAUGCUACCUGCAUAAACACCGUCGGUUCAUUUACAUGUCAAUGCAAGAAAGGUUACACUGGCGAUGGGAAAAAUUGCUCUGACAUCAACGAAUGUUCAACUGGUGUUCACACAUGUAGCCAAAAUGCAAAAUGCUCAAAUACUUUUGGUUCCUUUACAUGCCAAUGCAACAGUGGUUACUAUGGUGAUGGUUUCACCUGCUCUGAUAUCAAUGAAUGCUCGACUGGAAGUCAUAAAUGUCAUCGAAAUGGUUACUGCGUGAACACCGUAGGAUCGUACAGAUGCAGAUGUAACAAUGGUUAUACUGGUAAUGGUUUCAGUUGCUCAGAUAAAAACGAAUGUUCACUGGGAACUUACAAUUGCAACAGAAAACGUACUUAUUGUGUAAAUACCAUUGGUUCCUAUACAUGUCGGUGUCGAAGCAAUUAUCGUUGGAAUGGCGUAUCUUGUCUAGCUUACUGUGGAAGACCCCGAAGUCCGAGUAGAGGAUAUAUAUCUGGAUCAAGGUACACAGAAGGAUCAAGAGUGUAUUUCUAUUGUUACUAUUAUGGUGAAUAUAUACGUGGAUCAAGGUCCACAUAUUGUCAAUCAAAUGGUAAAUGGAGCCAUCGUACACCAUAUUGUUGGUAAUGCAGAUGCAGAGUAAUUCUCCAUCCUGGAAAAAAUUUGUCAAUUAUACUUUCAAAAGUGAUUUUGGGCGCAAUGACUCAUGGGAUAUUUUACACACCAAAACAAUUUAAGUACGAUGUUGUCAGUGAGAUGUAAUGGGAGCGUUUAUGUAAUAACAGGUGUUUUGUUAAUUAAAUGUUUAAAUACUGUUGUCUCGGAA